CGGCGCGCAGGGCUGGAUGCGUCUGUGUUUCAGUCUAUCGAUGUCUUUUCUACAAUCAGCUGAGCUGUCUUUGCACGAUAUUUGUCCUUUUUAAUCAUGUGUUUGAAAAAUGCCAAGCUGUUUUGCGAAUGUUUCACAGUUCAGGACUCUUUGUCUUACUGCUGAUGGUGCUGGAGUGGACCCAUCCAGGCCUAUCCUCCCCAUUACGCCCCAUCUGUGACCUUCGCGUCCUGGACCAUUUCAUCAAGGAGGCCUGGGAUGCAGAGGCUGCCAUGAGAGCUUGUAACGAUGACUGCACCAUUGCAACAAACCUCACUGUUCCUCUGACACGAGUUGAUUUUGAGGUGUGGGAAGCAAUGAAUAUACUGGAGCAAGCUCAGGAGGUCCAGUCAGGCCUGAAUGUGCUGAAUGAGGCCAUCGGCUCACUAAAGGCAUACAACCAAACUGACGUGAUACACUCCCACAUAGAUUCCAGUGUUAGUAACAUUGCCAGCAUCAGACAGGUGUUGCGAAGUCUCAGCAUACCGGAAUAUGUGUCUUCAAGCAGUGAAGAUGAGGGCCCGGAGAUGCAGAAAGUGUCCUCAAUUUCAGAGCUGUUUCGGGUACACAUUAAUUUUCUGCGAGGGAAAGUGCGCCUCCUGUUUGCCAAUGCACCUGUCUGUCAUCAGGGUGUCAGCUGAUAGAAACUCCAGGACAAGGGUCAAAGUAGUUGGAGCUCCUCAUAUGGACAUGGACUAUUACAGAGAUUAAUUUUUGCAGAAGAACAGAGUCACAAAGGAUAUGUUGUCAGAGUUUGAAGAAAUGACCAGGACUUGUAGCACUUUGUGAAAAGAGAUUUUUUAAUAUUUACUGUAAAGGGAAAAGGAAGGAGACAAACCUCUUACUCAUCACACACCACAUCCCCCAGAAUGCCUUAUGAUUAAGGCGGUCUACUCUAUGUGUGUUGAGCAUUCACACGCCCACCUGCAUUAACUGAAAAAAUCAAACGAAAGGAAUCAAACACUUGCCAGAAAUCACUCCUCUUACCCCAUAUGACUGAUGGCACUUGUCACCCAGCUCAACUAAGAAGAUUUAUCCCGGACUCUUUACAUGUGUUUUGUAUCACUUUUGAAAUUGUCAUUAUUUAUAUGAUAUAUUUCUUAGAGCUGGAAUCACUGGCUUUUGCAAAUUCUUCUCUGAAGACAUUCAUGUGAAGACACCUUUUUCUCCAUGUACUGCUGCCUCAAGCACCUCCAAACAUUGAACU
Triplophysa rosa is the source of this 1246-nucleotide messenger RNA. RefSeq names its product erythropoietin a (gene epoa). Gene Ontology annotation, molecular function: erythropoietin receptor binding; cytokine activity; hormone activity. Lineage: Eukaryota; Metazoa; Chordata; Actinopteri; Cypriniformes; Nemacheilidae. Gene Ontology annotation, cellular component: extracellular region. The transcript is spliced from 5 exons. Gene Ontology annotation, biological process: nucleate erythrocyte development. The coding region runs from base 129 to 680 and encodes 183 amino acids. The record is from RefSeq and is a predicted model, not a curated record.